AUGACCAUCAAAGACAAGCCUUUCGGUCUCGACAUCCCAGAUGUGCUUGAACAGCUCACGCUCGAGGAGAAAGUCUCGUUACUGAGUGGCAAGGAUUUCUGGCACACUGCUUCCAUCCCUCGUCUCGGCGUGCCAUCGAUUCGACUUUCGGACGGCCCAAAUGGCCUCCGAGGCACGGCAUUCUACGACAGUACCCCUGCGGCUUGUCUCCCGUGCGGCACGGCACUCGGUGCAACCUUCGAUGUCGAUCUCGUGAGACAUGCUGGCCAACUUCUUGCGGCAGAAGCGCGUGCGAAAGGAGUGCACGUAGUACUGGGACCGACAAUCAACAUUCAACGUGGUCCACUGGGAGGAAGAGGAUUCGAGUCGUUUUCUGAAGACCCGGUACUCUCAGGACUGCUGGCAGGUCAUUACUGUAAGGGUCUCGAAGAAAAUGGCAUAAUUGCGACACCCAAGCAUUUCGUCUGCAACGACCAAGAGCACGAACGUAAAGCUGUGAACUGUAUAGUGACAGAGCGUGCCUUGAGAGAGAUAUACUUGCUACCGUUUCAGCUUGCAAUCUCACUUGCUCGACCAAGGGCUAUCAUGACCUCGUACAACAAGGUCAAUGGUCGGCACGUUGCGGAGAGUCCUGACUUGAUCCAGGGCGUUCUCCGAGAUGAGUGGAAAUGGGAAGGCCUAGUGAUGUCUGAUUGGUUCGGAACCUAUAGCACCUCGAGUGGUGUCAAUGGUGGCGUAGAUCUCGAGAUGCCUGGCCCAGGGAGAUGGCGAGGACAAGCCUUGAUUCACGCUGUAAACUCAAACAAAGUCAAGAUGUCGACAGUCGAUGAUCGCGUAAGAGCUGUGCUGACAGCCGUCGCGCACGCACAGCAAUCUGGUGUCCCUGAGGAUGGUGCUGAGAAACAGCUUGACCGGCCACAAGAUCGCACUCUGUUGAGAGACUUAGCAUCAAGCUCGGCGGUCCUGCUCAAGAAUGAUGAUUCGAUUCUACCUUUGGACUGCAGUCAAAGGGUAGCCAUCAUCGGACCCAACGCGAAGAUAGCUACAUAUUGCGGAGGCGGCAGUGCAUAUCUGAAUGCAUACAGGGCCGUCACGCCGUUUGAGGGUAUCACAGCAGCUUCAAACGCCCAGGUCGACUUUGCACAGGGAGUCUACGCUCAUCAGUUUCUUCCUCUGUUAGGUGACCACCUGCGAACUCCCGAAGGUCGACAUGGUUUCUUGAUCCGUACCUAUAAUGAGCCGGCGUCGAUCCCUGACCGCCGAAUGCUAGAACAGCGGGUACUCCAUAAUUCCAACCUGUUCUUCAUCGAUUACGAACAUCCUGAGCUGGAGGCGACAUGGUACGCCGAGGUCGAGGGUACAUUUGAGCCAGAGGAGAAUGGCAUUUACGACUUCGGCCUCUGCGUACAAGGAACAGCUGAACUCUUCAUUGACGGCCAGAGCGUUGUUAGGAAUGUGGAAGAUCAGCGCGCAGGAUCAAGCUUCCUAGGUAAUGGCACAAUUGAGGAAACAGGCUCGACAACGCUGCAAGCUGGACGGUCAUAUAGUAUCACUAUCCAGUGGGGUUGCUCAAAGACAAGUAAACUGCGAAAGCCAAGCACCGUGGACUUUGGAAAAGGCGGUCUCCGCUUUGGUGGAUGCAAACGGCUCGAUCCAAUCCGAGCAAUACAAGAAGCUGUCAAGUUGGCAUCGAAGUCAAGGCAAGUCAUCCUCUUCGCUGGUCUCUCUGGGGAAUGGGAGACGGAGGGUCAGGACAGAACAUCCAUGAACUUGCCUCCAUUCACAGACGAGCUGAUCUCCAAGGUACUGGACGCGAACUCGAAUACUGUAAUCGUGACACAAAGCGGGACCCCAAUUUCUAUGCCCUGGAUCUACAAAGCCAAGGCAGUACUCCAUGCGUGGUACGGCGGUAACGAGACUGGUCACGGAAUCGCCGACGUGUUGUACGGGAAAGUCAACCCUUGCGCCAAGCUACCAUUGACGUUUCCUCGCGAGCUUCGCCAUAAUCCAACGUAUCUCAAUAAUCGCUCUGAGGGCGGUCGCAUUCUGUACGGCGAGGACGUCUAUGUGGGAUAUCGUUACUAUGACACCAUGGGCGUGAAGCCACUGUUCGCUUUCGGGCACGGGUUGUCAUACACGACAUUUGCAAUCUCGGAGCUGGCGCUGCAGCGCUCUGGAGACGUACUGUCCGUAUCUUGUAGGCUUGCAAACGUUGGACCUGUAGCAGGAGCCGAAGUCAUCCAAGUCUACAUAUCGCCAGAGUUCACUCCGCUGGUCAAAAGGCCGCACAAGGAGCUCAAAGCCUUUGCCAAGAAGUAUCUCGGAAGCGGCGAGGCCGUAGCGCUCGAUGUCGAGGUUGAUUUGGUUAGGGCAACCAGUUUCUGGGAAGAGAAGGAAGCACGAUGGUGUAGUCAAGCUGGCUCCUACAAGAUAAUGGUAGGUACAAGUAGCGAUAAGGUAGUCCUUGAGAAGAGUGUUCGAGUCGCGCGGACAGUAACUUGGACGGGACUAUAG
Messenger RNA from Aureobasidium subglaciale EXF-2481, 2514 nucleotides. RefSeq names its product glycoside hydrolase family 3 protein. Bases 1 to 2514 code for a protein of 837 amino acids. The transcript has 4 exons. Gene Ontology annotation, molecular function: beta-glucosidase activity. The record is from RefSeq and is a predicted model, not a curated record. NCBI's taxonomy places the organism in Eukaryota, Fungi, Ascomycota, Dothideomycetes, Dothideales, Saccotheciaceae. Gene Ontology annotation, biological process: glucan catabolic process.